Messenger RNA from Aspergillus wentii DTO 134E9, 950 nucleotides. Its product is annotated as DUF3245 domain-containing protein. The transcript has 2 exons. The record is from RefSeq and is a predicted model, not a curated record. Lineage: Eukaryota; Fungi; Ascomycota; Eurotiomycetes; Eurotiales; Aspergillaceae. Bases 47 to 688 code for a protein of 213 amino acids.
CUCAAACGCAUUAUAAUAAUGAAAAUCCAAAACAUACACAGGCAACAUGUCCAUUUCUAAAAGCGAAUCAGACAUCAUUCUGAAUCGAGCCAAUGUCGCAUUGGCGCGAAGCCAACGCCUCGUAGCCUCCUGGCUCCCUCCCAAGACCGAAGAUGAAUUAACAAACAUCAAAACCGAGGAGGAAUUACAAAAAGAAGAGGAUGAGAUAUUUACCGCUGUUCCUGAGACACUCGGAGUCGGCGCUCCCCUCCCCCAGAAGGCAGCAGAUGGAAGUUGGAACCGGACGGAAUUGAGCUCCAACGACAAGUUACGGAAACAGUUACUCGGCAAGAACUAUGAGAAAGUCACCAAGGCCAAGGCACUGGCUGCUAAGCAGGCGUUGAAUCAAUCGGCAGCAUCUACUCAAUCGAGUACGCCCCAAGAAGACGAGGACGAUGAUGAAGAAGAGGGACGAACGGCGUUGGUUGGGAGGAAAAAGAAUAACAAGAAGAGAAAAGUUGAUUCGAAUCAGAAGGAAGAGACUCCUGGUACAUCGGAUGCUGUCAAUGGUGAUAAUGGUGAUGGUGACGAUGAAGACGCCAAACGAGGAGCAGCUUCUUCGUCACGUCCAUCGGCAAAGGGGAGGAAAAAGGCCACAAGCUUUUUGGAUGAGAUACUGGCGCAGAGAUCAAAGAAGAGAAAGAAGUGAAUUUUUGGACGGAUACUUGUUCUAUAGUCUGUUCUGUUAGGAUCAAUAUACCCACUUCGUUGUCACUACUAUAUGGAUCAGUAAUCUGAGCAUCCAUAAUUACCAGGACAAUUCCCCGUCUCAAUAAAUGUACUCUGAAAUUAUCAAACAUCCACUCUGCAAUCCUAGAUUAUUACCUUAUUACCAAAAAACACGGUUCUUGCUCCACCCAACCCAAGGGUAUAAUAUGAUAUGCGGUAAAACCGAGUACUAAAAGCCUCGC